UCUUAGGGAAGGGCGCCGCCUAUAAUAUUUUAUAUUUUAAAGUUUAUUCAAUUUAAAACACCUAUCUUCCGAUAUGCCCGAAACUCAAGAAAACAUAUUUCUCUUUGUUCCCAAUAUCAUUGGAUUCGCCAGAGUCAUCUUGGCUAUCAUAUCCUUCUAUUAUAUGCCGACGCAUUGCGUCUUUGCGGUGAUUUGCUAUGUGACCUCGGCCCUGCUGGACGCCGUCGAUGGCCAUGCCGCGCGGUUCUUUAAUCAGAGUACUAAAUUUGGAGCCAUGUUAGACCAGCUAACUGACCGCGCUGGCACUGCUGGCCUCAUGAUGACCCUCGCCACCUUCUACCCCAAAUACACCUUCUGGUUUCAAAUCUCUAUGGCCAUUGACAUUACUUGCCACUGGCUCUACCUGCACUCGGUGACCGUCCAAGGGAAGGCAUCACACAAGCUGAUUGACAUGUCGGGCAACCCCAUCAUGCGGCUCUACUAUACCAACAAGAAUGUGCUGUUCUUCAUGUGUGCCGGCAAUGAAGCGUUUUAUGCGGCUCUGUAUGUUAUGUACUUCUAUACUGGCCCUACAGUUCUUGGAAUCGGCCUUUACAAGCUCAUUGCUCUGGUCUCCAUGCCGGUGGCAGUGGUGAAGGCGGCCAUCUCUGUCCUCCACGGCAUUGUGGCGUCUAUGAACAUCGCCUCGCUCGACUGCGCCGAGCGCGCCGCGGCCGCCCAAAAGCAGGACAAAGCUAAUUAAGCUAACUAAUUAUAGUAUGGCCAGCCAUCUGUGUGUGUGGGAACGCACCGGAUUAUAAAAGCAUCCAGAACUGAGGGCCGUGAACCUCUUCGUUUAUACCUCGAUUUGCUAUAGGCAGGUAAGAAAUUCGACUUUCGCCAUUGGCCUCUAGAUGUGAACGCGUCUAUUCUAUGUGCACUAUCCAAGGUGAUUUUCUUUGUACGCAGUGUAGUGGGCUACCGAAAGGAUAACUUCUGUUCUGAGUGAGAAAAAACAAGCCCAUGUAAAAAGCAAUUUUACCGUCUUAUCUACAUGGUUCAAAUUCAUAUUAUAAUAACUUAUUCGGCGAGUGAGUAGUACCGCGCGCGAGUAACUUUCAAAUAUCACGCUAGUGAAGCAUUCGCCAGACCUCAACGCACGUAUACAUUUUGCUGUGAAUAAGUAGGCAAGCUAAAAAGUACAAUACAUUUAUCAAGGAAAGAUCUUUAGAAUGAUAGUCCUGCUGGUAAGGUUAAGAGGCGACUGGAAUGCUCUCUGAAUGUUUUAGUAACACGGCUGGCUGGCCCAACUAUAUGACUUCCAUUCCAAGCAGGGUUACCAAUGUUACCAUCAACAAACAUUUUCCGAAAGAAAUCUACAUCAUUGUUGUUAUAACAUAAAAUCCUGAAGAAAAACAAAUAGAUGUAAGUGUGGUGGUAACCCUUCAUGUGACUUAUUUGACUCCCAUUUGUGUUGCCAAAUUCCUUACAAUAUUUGCACAUGUUGGGCCCGCGUCAUGAAAGUGUUACUAUAAUUUUGACCACGAAUUUACCUUAUAUAUAUUAUAUAAGUACAAAUAAGUGAGAUCACUUAAGAAUCGUUAUUUACGAAAACCUCUUACUAAUAUCAUUAUGUCAAUGUUACUACUAGUCAUCAGUUUUGAUUCCCACACUUUCUAUUUUCUAUUUUUUUAUUGCAUUUUCUAUUUUAUUAUUAUUAUUUGACACAUCAGGUAUUUACAAUACAUAUUUGUUGGGUACAUUUAAGUAAGUAGCUAUAACAUAGUAAUAAUUAAAUGUGUUAUAUAUAUGUUAAUUGAUGAUAAUUUUAGAGCUGUGUUUGUUGUGCAUAGGUGUAUCCAUGUUAAAAUAAAUUAAAACCCAAUGUGAGUAGUUAGUAGGUUAUAGUUGUGUUGAUCUCGAAUAAUCUGUUUUUAAAACAGUGGUUACUGUCACUGUCAGUCAGAAAAUGCAUUGCAUUACGUUCGGUACACGAAACCAAGGCAAAAAACGAAAAUGCACAGCUCAAGCCCCUCUUGGCUUUAAAGAACUAUAUGCAAGCAGCGGCGUAGCUACCAAAAGGCAAGGCUUACUUGACGUUGGCUAUGGGAAAAAAAUAGUAUUUUAACAACACAAAAGUCAUAUAAUAAUAUUUUAAGGCGCAUGGCCUAUUGGUUUAUUUUAUUUCUCAAUAUAGUUUUUUUUUUUUUUUAAUUAAAUUAUAUCUAGAAUAAGGAAAAUCAAUGUGUUUAAAACUAUAUAUCCAUAAGUUAUAUAAUAGAUAGGUUCAAACUAUGUUAACUACAAACUACUAACGGUAUUGUGAAAUUGAUGACCACUUCUCGUUUUGUCAGUAAGUAAAUAAUUAUGAAUUCAUUUAUAAUUAUAUGUACUAAUAGAAAUUAAGCAUUUAAUGAAAUAGCCUACAUCCUGCAGAAAAAGUAUAUCCAAGCGACUAAUAUUCAACACGAACGACAGAUAUUCAAUAUUCAGUGUUGACUACUAAUAAAAGCAACAUUCUUAUGCUUAUGACUUUUGCUAGACCUUAACCUUAAUUAUGUCUUCGUAUAAAAAGUUUGCAAUUACGAAUUAACCCUUUUCCAGACCGCACUAAUCUAGAAGAUUAAUAUACCCCAAUUAGUUAAGUUUUGGUGAUUAAUUUGAAAAUAGGUCGCAUUUUGCGAAAGUCCCAAUUUAAUUUGAACCUUAAGAUUUAAAUUGUAUUAACCUUCUGUAAGACAGGUUAGUCUUCAACCAAGCUGUCAAAAAAAAGCACCCCUCUUAUCUACCCGGCGGGCCGGAGAUUACCGGCCAAUUGUUUGUUGCCCUUGUCUCCCGAGCGGGCCACCCCAGAUUUGUUACGAUGGAUUUUUUUUGCACUCGAGCAAAAUCGCAGCAGCAGCUUUAUUUUGAUUUUAAUAAAACUGCUUUUCGAUUGGAGAUAAAUGGCCGGUAAUCUCCGUACGUAACAAAUACGGGGCACAAAAUACUGGACAAUCUCCGGCCGCGGUAGAUAGAGGAUACGUUUAUUCUCAAAAUGUUGACAAAUGUCGUUGGCUUUUUUGGCCGGUAAUAUCCGUUCUGGGUAGACAACAGGUUAACACAUACGUGGUCGAUAAAUCGUACUAGCCCUGGAAAAGGGUUAACUCUGUCGAUGAUAGUGGCUGCAAAAAAUAAUUAUCUAUCACUAUGUAAAUACACAACAGUACUAUAUUUUUCGGAGGAUAUAAGAAAAUAAAUAAAAAACAAAAUCAAUUAGUUAUGUUUUAUUUUUACUAUUAAUACUUGUGAACAGCAUUUAUGCAGGUGAAAGAGUAUAAGAAUAUAAUAUGUAGUAACAUUAAAUGCAAUGUUAUUUAAACCAAAAUAUUGUUGAACAAAUUAAAAUUAUUCUCAAUAAAGCGAAAUCAUUA
Molecule: messenger RNA, 3392 nt
Organism: Cydia pomonella (codling moth)
Lineage: Eukaryota; Metazoa; Arthropoda; Insecta; Lepidoptera; Tortricidae
Gene: Pis
Product: CDP-diacylglycerol--inositol 3-phosphatidyltransferase
Exons: 4
Coding region: 74-742 (222 amino acids)
Biological process (GO): phosphatidylinositol biosynthetic process
Cellular component (GO): Golgi apparatus; membrane
Molecular function (GO): CDP-diacylglycerol-inositol 3-phosphatidyltransferase activity
Source: RefSeq, a predicted model, not a curated record